GUUCUCUAAGAGGGCUGACACUGCUGCCCAUAGAAUUGUUCUACCUCCCAGCCCUGCCUGGGGUUCCCAGGAGACCAAGAACCAAAGCUUCUAUAAAGUGUGAGAUCACUGGGAGAUUAGCAUUCUGACUGUCCUGAGACUCCUACCUCUGUCAGGAGCCAGGAGAGCAUCUCUGUAUGCAGACCUGCACAGAAAGUCUUCCCUCCCCCAGGACAGCAAGGAUGCCGCCUAAAACCAAAGGAAAGGGGAGGAAAACUGGGGCACAAAAGAAGAAAAAAAAUUCCAGUCCUGAUGCAGAGUCUGAGGCCAAGCAUAGGCUGGUCCUGCUGGAGAAGGAGCUGCUUCAGGACCACUUAGCUCUCCAGAGGGAUGAGACCCGCAGAGCCAAGGCUUCUGAAGACAGGCUGAAGCAGAGGUUGCAAGGGCUGGAAGCUGAACUGGAACGGGCCCAAAGCGAAGGGAAGGCUGUAUAUGCAGAAACAUGCCAAAGGGAGGCUAAGGCAGCAAGGGAAGAGACUGAGCAAGCCCUCAGAGAGCAAGAUGAAACCCUGGCUCAGCUUCGUGCCCACGUGGCAAACAUGGAGGCCGAAUAUGAGGAAAUCUUGCAUGGCAGCCUGGACUGUCUCUUGGCCAAGCUGAGAGCCACCAAGCCUCAGUGGGAUGCAGCUGUGCUGAGACUUCACACCAGGCACAAGGAGCAGCUACGUCAAUUUGCCCUCAACCCCCUGGAACUUUGAGGCCAUUGCCCUCUAAUCUCUGAGGCCUAGCAAUAAAGCAACUUGG
Molecule: messenger RNA, 783 nt
Organism: Phodopus roborovskii (desert hamster)
Lineage: Eukaryota; Metazoa; Chordata; Mammalia; Rodentia; Cricetidae
Gene: Drc12
Product: coiled-coil domain containing 153
Exons: 5
Coding region: 177-737 (186 amino acids)
Source: RefSeq, a predicted model, not a curated record